UGCAGUUUUCUUUUUAUUUAUUUUUUCUUACAUCGAAAUUCAGUCUUACUCUUUCGAUCACUCUUUCUUUCUCUCUUUGAUUGCAGAUUUUCUCGCUAUGGCUAAGAGCUCCUUUAAGUUGGAACACCCUCUCGAAAGGAGGCAGGCUGAAGCCGCUCGCAUAAGGGAAAAAUAUCCGGACAGAAUCCCAGUGAUCGUUGAAAGGGCAGAGAAGAGUGAUGUGCCUGAUAUUGAUAAGAAAAAAUAUCUGGUUCCUGCUGAUCUAACCGUAGGCCAAUUUGUCUACGUUGUCCGGAAGAGGAUUAAGCUUACUCCUGAGAAGGCUAUAUUCAUUUUUGUGAAGAACAUUCUACCACCAACCGCUGCUAUGAUGUCUGCCAUAUACGAGGAAAACAAGGAUGAAGAUGGCUUCCUUUACAUGACUUACAGUGGGGAGAACACAUUUGGGAUCAUUGAGGCAUAUGAUGAAGGGAUAUCCAUAUGAAUAUGAAUUGCAAAAAAUAAAAUCAGUUUAAGAUGUAAAUACUCUGUUGCUGCCUGCUAGCUCUUGGUGGAUGAUGUUGCCUUGCCUAUUAUUAGUUCAGUAUUCUUUGGCAAAGGGCCUCGUCUGACAAUUUCUUUUAAAGUUGGUAACUAAAUUUAUAUGAGCUAAACAACUUUUGCUUUGAUAUGUAUGUGUGCUAUGUUGGUUUGAUCGUGUAAGUAGCCAAAAGCUUUAUGCAAAUUAGGUAUGGUAUCUUGAUCAAAUUUCUUGAAA
Messenger RNA from Durio zibethinus, 757 nucleotides. RefSeq names its product autophagy-related protein 8C-like. Lineage: Eukaryota; Viridiplantae; Streptophyta; Magnoliopsida; Malvales; Malvaceae. The record is from RefSeq and is a predicted model, not a curated record.